Molecule: messenger RNA, 2342 nt
Organism: Monopterus albus (swamp eel)
Lineage: Eukaryota; Metazoa; Chordata; Actinopteri; Synbranchiformes; Synbranchidae
Gene: angptl5
Product: angiopoietin-like 5
Exons: 8
Coding region: 266-1420 (384 amino acids)
Biological process (GO): platelet aggregation; positive regulation of heterotypic cell-cell adhesion; fibrinolysis
Cellular component (GO): fibrinogen complex
Molecular function (GO): protein-macromolecule adaptor activity; extracellular matrix structural constituent
Source: RefSeq, a predicted model, not a curated record
AAAAAAAAGUGGGAGUGACGGAGAUGGAGGUGGAGAAAGGGUGGCAGUCAGAGAGGAAGCAAAGAGAAAGUGAAGCUUGACAACUGAGAGGAAGGAGCAGAUGCAGACAAGAUGCAGAUGAGAAGCUAAAGAAGAAUGGGAGAGAGAAGAGAAUACUUUGUGAUAAAAUAAGCAUAAAUGAAGGAGUGGCUGCUGCUGACCGAGUGGACAAAGUUCAGCUCCUUGCUCGUGAAGGAAACAAUUGCAGUCAGACGAGACUGACGUGAUGUGGCCAGCAACUGUCCUCCUGCUGCUGUUGCCUUGUUUGCUGUCCUCCGCAGACACAGGAACCAGCAUUAAUAUUAACCAAUCAGAAACUGUCAACAUGGACUUCUCUGAUGCUCCUUUCAAAGGCCAGAAACCUCUCAGAGGGGUCAAAGGUCAGGACACAUGCUCCAUCCCAUGUGACAUUGCUGUCAAGCUGCUACGAGAUGAGAAACAUUCAGUCUGUGGCCAGUUACAGCAGUCUCUGGUGGCGUUUGAACGUGGCACCCGGAAGCUGAUCACGAAUAUGAUGGAGGAGCAGCAGAGAUCCCUGGACGUCCUCAGCAAUCAGGUCACAGAGCUGAUGACCAAAGUGCAGAUGCUCAGCUAUGACAUUCAGAGAAGCAGUGCAGAGAUGUACUCCAUGAAAUCUGUGCAGUCCCAUGGACGAGAUUGCAGUGACAUCAAGGACAGUCUUGUGUCAGUCGUUCCCAAGAUCCCCAGUGGUAUUUACAUUGUCCACCCAGAGGACACUGACUCUAUAUUUGAGGUUUUCUGUGAGAUGGACUACAUGGGAGGUGGAUGGACGGUGAUGCAGAGGAGGAUGGACGGACUAACUGACUUCAAACGACCCUGGACUGAUUAUGCUGAUGGAUUUGGAAAUCUUGCAGGAGAGCACUGGUUGGGCCUGAAGAAGGUGUUUCACAUAGUAAACCAGAAAGAUACUCGGUUCCAACUUCACAUUGCUCUGGUCUCACAGGAUGAUGUCACCUCUUACGCAUCAUAUGAUGAUUUCCACCUGGACACUGAAACCCAGUUCUUCAGUAUACACCUGGGCAGAUAUGCAGGCAGUGCAGGUGAUGCCUUUCGUGGUUAUGACCAGGAGCAGAACCAGGACACUGCUCCGUUCAGUGCCUCAGAUGUGGACAAUGAUGGCUGCAAUCCUUUCUGCUCCAUUGGCAACCGCACGGUGGAGAGCUGCAGCACUCGGCACAACCAGACAGGAUGGUGGUUCAACCAGUGCGGCCUGGCAAACCUCAACGGUUGUUCUGAGGAUGCAGAACAGAACCAGGGCCAGAGGACGCACAUCCUGUGGGACACCUGGAGACAGAACGGGAUCCCUCACUCCAUAAAAUCUGUCACUAUGAAGAUCAGGAGGAUUACAACCAAUAACUGAAAGUUGGAAGUUAACUGAGAAGAGCACAGGGUCAGUACUGUAAAAGUUGCACUGCAUCUUUGAACAACCUGAUGUUUUAAUAAAACAGGACAUUUUAUUUUCAUAGUUUCAUUGUAACAAAUCACCUGUUAUGAAAAUAUUCCAUUUGUGACUUUGCUUUGACUGUUAAAAACAUAUAUACCAAAAAUUAUAAACGCAAUCUAUUACUACAAAACAGACAAAAUUCUGAAAAGCAGAAAAAAUAUACACCAAGUCACUUAAAUCUGUAACGCAGCCUAAAAUAUUGUGAUUGUGUAGUAGUCGCUGCAGAGGUGUUGAGUAGAUUGUGCAGUUAUUGUUUUUUUUAAUGUACAUUUCUGUUUUUUCUCGUGUCUGUUUGGUGUUGCUGACUAUUAUAACCAGUGUAAUGGGAAAUCUUGAAUUAAACAAGUGUCUCAAGCUUCUGAGUUCAAGACCCUUCAUGAGACAUGCAUGGGAAGUAGUACACUACAAGAUUCUGUUAUGUUUCGAGCAAACAUAACAGACUUCAAGCAAACGUCAAUAUACCAAGCUGAAGAUUCAGCGAGUCUAGUCUGUUUUACUGGGAUGAAGCUCCCUAAUGAGCUGGUUUCAAUGUGACUGGUAGCAGAAAAUAAAACAGAUCCCUCUGGUUGACAACACCACUACAGACACAAUCCACUAGGUGGAGCUAUGUGAUUCCCGUCAUUGUCAAGUAGCAGGCAGAAAAAGCAGAAUUUCCUUAUGAUGUAAAUCCCAUGACGCUUCGAACGCAUGCUAUUUGAAAAAGGCUCUUUUUUUGUCUCUAAAUAUUUUAGCCUGAUUAAAAUGUAAGCUUCAAUAAAUUCAAGUUGAAUAAAGGUGCAGCACAGAGUGCUAAAGUAUUAAAGGUAGGGUUGGCAAGUCCUUCCAGAAACAUUUUUGU